Magallana angulata is the source of this 3494-nucleotide messenger RNA. RefSeq names its product E3 ubiquitin-protein ligase COP1-like. Gene Ontology annotation, molecular function: protein binding; ubiquitin protein ligase activity. Gene Ontology annotation, biological process: proteasome-mediated ubiquitin-dependent protein catabolic process. Bases 175 to 2031 code for a protein of 618 amino acids. The transcript is spliced from 23 exons. The record is from RefSeq and is a predicted model, not a curated record. NCBI's taxonomy places the organism in Eukaryota, Metazoa, Mollusca, Bivalvia, Ostreida, Ostreidae.
UCAGAAGUUCACUUCAAUUUGCGCAUGCGUUUAUGUGCAGAACAUAAACACUGCGAAAAUGUACUUUUCUGCUGAAAAAAUGUGUAAAGCUCAAUGAUUUGAUGAUGGGUGGAAUCAUGCAUGCAUAAUUUGUUUAAAGAAAGGCGAUAAGACCUUUCACUGAAAGUUACAGACAUGGCAAAUCGGACUACUUUGCAUCAACGCAGACGAAAACGAGCCCAGCCUCCAGUCUUUAGUGGAAUUUCUGGGUCAUACGAAGACAAAGACAGUGACUUCCUGUGUCCUAUAUGUUUUAACUUGAUGGAAGAAGUACAUAUGACUAAAUGUGGUCACUCAUAUUGCCAUAAAUGCAUAAAGGAAAGUCUUCAACAAAGCAACAGAUGUCCAAAGUGCACUUAUGUUAUAGAGGGCAUUGACCAUGUCUUUCCAAACUUCAUGUUGAAUGAGCUGGUGUUAAAAUACAGGGGCAAACAGGAACAAAAGAAAAUAAAACUUGAACAAAAGACAUCUCCUUCAACAGAAACUGUUGAUAUCUGUGAUAUGAUUUUGGAGGACAACAUUGAUCUCUGUGAUGUGAACAAACUGCUAGAAGUCCUUAAUGUGAAGAAGCAAAAGCUAGAAGGGGACAUCAAGUUUGCACAGAAAUAUAUACUUAAAGAAUUUCUUCAAGAAAUAAAAAAAAGAAAGCAAGGAAAAUUAGAACAGUUAAAAAGGGAAAUUUCUUUGAUUGAUGACGAUUUCGAAAAAGUGGAUGGAAUGCUUUCAGAGCACAGAAGAAAGUAUCCGUACAUUCCAGAUCAUCUGGUGCCAAAUGGGUUUGAGCCUACCAUGACGGCAAGCACUGAUCCUGGCAGUCAAGAUGGAUUCAAUGGCAGCAAGAAUGCUGGAAAACCCUGGUUACAGACAACCAUGGCCUCCAGAAGGAAAAGAGUCAGUCAGCAUUUUGAGGAUCUAGAGCAAUGUUACUUCUCCAUCAGACAGAAGGAUGAGUAUAAUGGAGAAGAGGGGUUAGAUGAGUUUACAGAAUGUCUUUCAAAAUUCACCAAGUUUAAUUCAUUCAGGUCACUUGCCACUUUAAGUUAUGCAAGUGACAUUUACAGUGGGUCCAGUAUAGUCUCAAGCAUAGAGUUUGACAGGGAUUGUGACUUCUUUGCCAUAGCUGGUGUAACCAAAAAAAUCAAGGUGUUUGAGUAUGGAACUGUGAUAAAGGAUGCUGUUGAUAUACAUUAUCCAGUGAAUGAGAUGAUCUGCAAUUCAAAAAUUAGUUGUGUGACUUGGAGUAGUUAUCACAAAAAUGUCCUAGCAAGCUCAGAUUACGAAGGGACAAUUACACUGUGGGAUGCCUUCACUGGCCAGAAAUCUAAACUCUUUCAGGAACAUGAGAAAAGAUGCUGGAGUGUGGACUUUAACACAAUGGAUCCCAAACUGUUGGCUUCAGGAUCAGAUGAUGCUAAAGUGAAGCUUUGGUCUAUCAAUGCAGAAAACUCAAUUGCCUGUCUAGAAGCCAAGGCAAACGUUUGUUGUGUUAAAUUCAACCCUGAGAGUAGAUAUCACUUAGCGUUUGGUUCUGCAGAUCAUUUUGUGCAUUACUAUGAUCUGAGAAACACUAAAGAGGCAGUGAUGGUCUUCAAGGGGCACAGAAAGGCUGUGUCAUACACCAAGUUCCUCAAUACCACAGAAAUUGUGUCUGCAUCAACAGACAGUCAGCUCAAACUUUGGAAUAUUGAUAAAUCAAAUUCUUUGAGAACCUUUAAAGGACAUAUCAAUGAGAAGAAUUUUGUAGGCUUAGCUACAGAUGGGGAUUAUAUUGCUUGUGGAAGUGAAAACAAUUCCCUGUAUGUGUACUACAAGGGGCUUUCAAAACAGCUGAUGACCUAUAAGUUUGACACAGUGCGGAGUGUGCUGCAAGAAAAAGACAAGAAAGAAGAUGAAGUCAAUGAGUUUGUUAGUGCUGUUGCUUGGAGACCGGGUUCAAAUGUGGUUGUAGCAGCUAACAGCCAAGGAACAGUCAAGGUGCUAGAGUUGAUAUAGAGUGAUCUCUCUUUUCUAUUGAAACCUUGAUGUGUGUGUCCCCUAUGCUUGGUGGAAGCUGUGAAAAAGUGUAAUCGUGGCAUAACUAUUGUGAUAAACAGCAAUGCAUUUGUAGCACAAUGUCGAUAGCACAAUGUAAGAAAUAAUGAUCAUUCUUGUUCACACGGCUACAUCCCUACAUUCAUUUACAGAAAUGUAUGUACAUGUACGUGCACAACACUUGGGGGUACCUAAGCUGUACAUGUAUGGUGAAAUAGUGAUUGAAUAUUAGAUGAUAAUGCACUGGUACAACAGUAAUUUGGUAGAUCAACACUUGUCGUAAUUGUCAGUCAAGAGAAAAAAAUAUUGCUUAUUUUGCUGUAUUCCAGAUGUACAUUUAAAUGAGAUUUAUUUGCAACAACAACAACAAAAAUUUGUUGUGUGUUGUAUCAUUACACCAUUUUGAAUGUUAACUUAGUGCUUACUUCCCUCAUUAUAAAUACAACAUGAUCUGGGAGAAGACAAGGCAAAACCUCAUUUCCGAAAACUUCAGUUUUGUGUAAAUAUUAUUUGCUGUAUUGGAAUUGAAUUGUUUUUCUUCUGUAAGAUAAAAUGCUAAACUGAAACUGUCUUGAAUUGUCACAGUUUUAGGUAUUAGAACUUCUACCUCUGUUUUGUUUUUGUUUACAUUUUAAUUGACUAUCCUCGAAUCAAUUUUUAACAUUGUUACCAAACCCUUAAUGUUGUUAAAUGUUUUGUUUGUAUCUUUAAUAAUAUAUUCACCAUAUGCGCUAUUUACAUGUAAUUAUAUAUACUGAUGUUUCACGCAAAUUUUUAUGUGUGCUGUUCAACAGCAAAGGGAAAAUAUGAUUGUCAGAUGAAAUUGGAUGUUGUCUCCGCAGAAGUGAUUGUAUGCUUAUUAUUUUGAUGUGAUUGUUUUGUGAAUUGAUUACAAAGAUUUUGACCUGUGUUGUGGUUCCUAACCUAUUACCUCUGUUUCAUCUGUUCACAUCCUCAGAACAUGAGUGAAUGUCCACCUACCCCCAAACCCCCCCCAACUUCCACCCCCUUCCCUCAAUUUCAAAUUUUUCGGUAAGAUCAUUUAAAGAAAUUACUUAUCAGAUAUGAUCCAUGGUAUACUAGACUUCACAAACUCUUGUGGCAAGAAAUUGUAUAAAUCUUAAGUUGCAAACUAUUUCUAAAUUAUUUUGAUAUCAGUGUAGUUUUUAUAUGUCUGGAUAUCAUUCUCUUAGUUAAAAAGUUGCAAAAAAAUGACAUACAUAUUCUUAGUUAAUGGUGUUUAGUGUUAUUUUGUUAAAUUCAGAUGCAAAAAUGCAGUUUAAAAGUCAGAACUUGUUCAUGUGAUGUAAGUUAGUGGUUCAUGUUCAUUAGUCAUUGUGUAUGGUUGUGUUUAUACAUUGUGAGUGCUGUUUUGUGUAUUGCACCUUAGAAUGAUCAGAAUAAAUGGACAGGAGAGUACAAGU